Thunnus maccoyii (southern bluefin tuna) is the source of this 1098-nucleotide messenger RNA. RefSeq names its product neuropeptide B (gene npb). Gene Ontology annotation, molecular function: G protein-coupled receptor binding. The transcript has 2 exons. The coding region runs from base 228 to 620 and encodes 130 amino acids. Gene Ontology annotation, biological process: G protein-coupled receptor signaling pathway; feeding behavior. Lineage: Eukaryota; Metazoa; Chordata; Actinopteri; Scombriformes; Scombridae. The record is from RefSeq and is a predicted model, not a curated record.
CGGAUCAAUUCGGAUUGGUCUUUUUUCUUCUCCGCACAAAGACGGAUCACCAUCCGCCCACUUCAAAUUUGAUUUGACGAACGUGCUGGGUCACGAUAACGUCGCCCAGCCAGCCUAUAUAAGCAGCAGAAAGUUUUCCAAACACACAGCAAAACGUAAAGUCAGCUGCUGACCAAGAACAGACCACAAAAGCGCAGCGUAAAAACAGUGCCAAGACGGUUCCAGACAUGGAGAGGUCAGUCAGAUUUGCCGUGGUGUGCGUCGCAGUGUCUCUGCUCAUCUCUUGCCAUCCUGUCGAAGCCUGGUACAAGCAGUCGACUGGGCCCAGUUACUACUCGGUGGGUCGUGCCUCGGGUUUGCUGUCCGGCAUCAGGAGGUCACCAUACGUCCGGAGGUCCGAGUCCGAAGAGACGCUGAUGGAGAGCGACGAGACAGCAGGUAACAACGUGAUUCCAGAGACUAACAGGCAGGUCUCCAUCCUCAAAAGCAUGGCCAUCUGCGUGAAGGACAUCUCUCCAAACCUGAAGAGCUGCGAGCUGCUGCGGGACGGGACAGGCACCUUCCAGUGCAAAGCGGACGUCUUCCUCACCCUGGACUCCCUGGACUGCCUGUCCGCGUGAGUCCAGGUCAGACCCGCGGAGACAGUACCGGUCCUCCGCCGAGACCCGAGAGCGCUUCUCUGGAAAUGAAGAAUUAUAAAGAAACGAACCAGAGUUGGAUGAGGCUGAGGGCGCAGAGGAAAACCCGAUCAUUGUCGACGAUGGACCGCUGCAGACUCUGAAUGUUCUUAUUUAAAAACACAAUCAUUGUUCAGUUUUUUGCUUUGGUUGCGUAGACAGGAGUAUAAAAGUAUAAAAGAAAAAAAACAAGACAAAAAAUAAGUGCGAGAGAUGUUAGUUGAAAACAUUUUCUUUCCAGAUGACUUCCCAUCUUUAUUGUUUAAACUGUUACAUGUACCCGCUUUGCCAAAAUGUAUUAAAUGUCCAGAAAGUUUCUUGUAAAGUACUUUUAUUUAUUUUAUCUAUUAAAAUGAACAAACACUGGUAGCCUGUUGUCUGGCCUAAAUUUGUCUUCAAAUAUUCAACUAGUGGGGGAUGG